AUGGAUAAAAUGUCAUAUUUAAAGAAGUACAUGGAUUUAGGAUAAUCGAAAACAAAAGUUACUUAUAAAAAUAAUAUUAAAGAUUAAGAAAAUAUUGAUAUAUUGAUGGGUAGAGUAAUAAGCAAAGAAAAUUAUGAUGAAUUAGAAUAAUAGCCAGUUUUUGUUGAAACAGCAGAAUCGAUACAUAUAGAUAAAUAAAAGAAAUAAGUGUUUCUAAAAUAGAUGUUAAAUAAAGAAAGAAGUAGAAGCAAUAGUUAAGAAUCAAGUUCAUCAGAUUCAGAAUCAGAUUCUGAUGAUACUUCUAGUUAAUCUGAUUCUGAUUUAUCUGUUGAGAGAGCACCUAAACCAUAAGAAGUGAUUCAUAGAGAUGUUAAGACUGGACAAAGGAUUACUCAAAGUUAAAGAGUUGAAUAAGAAAAAUAAUAAAAUCCUAAAUUAAAAGCUAAAGAAGAUAAAUAGACAAUUCUUUAAGCAAAUAAAUAAUAAAUAGAAAUGUGGUCAAAAGGACUGGUUUAAAUUUAAGAUAAAUAGAAAAAAUAAGAAGAUGCUCAAUAAGCUUUAGCUAUUAAAAAUGAAGAUUAAAUUAAAUAAAUUGAUAUGCAAUUGGAUAAUAAAAAUUUGAUGAUCCAAUGAG
Messenger RNA from Paramecium sonneborni, 634 nucleotides. Lineage: Eukaryota; Ciliophora; Oligohymenophorea; Peniculida; Parameciidae. The record is from the annotation of a GenBank genome assembly.